Molecule: messenger RNA, 360 nt
Organism: Kazachstania africana CBS 2517
Lineage: Eukaryota; Fungi; Ascomycota; Saccharomycetes; Saccharomycetales; Saccharomycetaceae
Exons: 1
Coding region: 1-360 (119 amino acids)
Source: RefSeq, a predicted model, not a curated record
AUGUUGAUAAGCGAAAUGAAUGGAAAGCAGUCUUGUCAAAACAUAGAUAUAUAUAUAUAUAUAAGUCGCAUAGGACUUAAUUGCGUACAAGAUAAUAAUACUUAUAACAGAUUCCAAGAUUCAAUACAAAUAAUAAUGUCUUCUAAACUAUUUUAUAAUAAAUUAAGCGUUGCUUUACCGAAAAGUUUUGGACCGAUAGUAACCACAAAAAAAUGUUACGGUAGAGUAGCCAAGUUCAAUAGUAUACUGAUUAAUAAAUAUCAAGAGACUGAUAUUGAUAAGACUAAAUCGAAGCCUGUCAUUGUAGUUAGUUCUGAUAAUGACGACAUUGAGACAGUCGGCAAUCACAUACGAAAGUGA